ACCAUUAUUCAAUCAAUCAACAAAUGUCAUAAUAACAAGAUAACCUCAAAAAUGUUUCUAGUUAGAAAUUCGAGAAAUAUUAAUUGUAAUUACAGAAAACCAUAUGUUUAUUGUUUUUGUUUAGAGUCAAUACGCUUAAAAAGUUCAGCUGAGCCUAAGAUUAAAACCUAUUCUCACACUAUUUUAUCAUUAAAAACAAAUUUUCCUGCCAGGUCCAACAUCGCCAAAAAAGAAGAGAUCCAAAAGGCAGCUCAGUUUUCAGAGCUCUAUAACUGGCAAAGGGAGCAUCUUAGUGGUCCAGAAUAUGUGUUACAUGACGGCCCUCCUUAUGCCAAUGGAGAUUUACACAUGGGACAUGCAGUUAAUAAGAUAAUCAAGGAUAUAAACAAUCGCAGCCAAGUGCUACAGGGUAACAAAGUGCACUACAUCCCCGGCUGGGACUGUCACGGCCUCCCCAUAGAGUUGAAAGCGUUGCAGAAAGCGAAAAAGAAACACAAAAAUGCGCCAACAGACCCCGUCAAUAUCAGAAAAAUCGCUAGGGAAUUCGCUCUGGACACUGUUGAGAGUCAAAAGGCCGCUUUUGAAAGCUGGGGUGUUAUGGCCGAUUGGGAGAAGCAGUAUUACUUGACAUUGAAUAAUGGAUAUGUCAAGAAUCAGUUGCAUCAGUUUCUUAAGAUGUACAAGGACGGAUACAUUUUUCGAACUUUGAAACCGGUCUAUUGGUCACCUUCAUCGAGAACCGCACUUGCAGAAGCUGAAUUAGAGUAUGAUCUUCAGUAUAAAAGUACUGAAGUUUAUGUCAAGUUUCCACUAGAAGUACUUCCAGAUGUGGUCAACAAUGUGGCGAAAGGCAAGCAAGUGUCAGCAAUUAUCUGGACCACCACUCCUUGGACACUGGUGUUCAACCGAGCGAUAUGCUAUAAUCCCCUAAUGAAGUACAGUGUGGUAAAGUUGAGUACAUACCCGGAUGAGCUGUAUGUAGUGGCCAGCGGGCUGGUGGACUCAUUGAAGAGUACACUUGAUGUGGACGUGGAGAGAUUGCUGGAGUUCGAUGGUCAACUACUAACAGGCACAAAAUACUACAACAAACUAGUCAAAGAAUCUCUGCCGUUCCUGGAAGGCGAGCACGUAAAAGACGAUAAAGGGACAGGGUUGGUCCACACUGCGCCGGCGCACGGGCCCGAGGAUUUCUUAGUUGCUCUCAAGAAUAAUAUGGCAGUAGUAUGUAAUGUGGACGAGGCUGGUUUUUAUACGAACUUGGAUGAUGAGCUUAAUGGUUUGCCAGUCCUUUCUAAAGGUCAAGAAGUAAUAAUCUCCCGGCUGUCAGACUCCAUUCUUUCCCGCGGCACGUAUACACACUCAUACCCACUCGAUUGGCGCACGAAGAAACCAAUCAUUAUAAGAGCUAGCCAGCAAUGGUUCAUUGACACUGAGAGGCUGAAGGAGAAGGCCCAGGCAGCCCUAGAAAAAGUGGAGAUUCUACCGCCAUCUAGCGCCGAACAGUCUCGUCAAGGCUUCAGGGCACAGUUGGAGAAGCGGCCAUAUUGGUGUAUAUCUAGACAGAGGGCGUGGGGCGUGCCUAUUCCAGCGUUAUAUUGUGGCGAUGACGUCAUUGUGCACGAGGGUAUCAUAGACAAUCUGUGCGCUCUCGUAGAUAAAGAAGGACCAGAUUCGUGGUGGACGUGUGAUGUUAAGCAUUUUUUACCAGAGGAAGUGUUGAAGGAAUAUGAUUUGGGAGGCAAAGUAGUCACUAAAGGGCAGGACAUAAUGGACAUCUGGUUCGACUCGGGCAUAUCCUGGAGCACCUUGUACCCGGGUGGGUACAGCAACAAGGCGCACUUGUACUCGGAGGGGCACGACCAGCUCACCGGCUGGUUCCAGACGUCGCUGCUCACAUCUGUAGCUUUGACUGGAGACGCGCCCUAUAGAUCAAUCUUCGUGCACGGAUUCGCAGUGGAUGAUAAGAAACGGAAAAUGUCUAAAUCUAUAGGCAAUGUUAUAGAUCCCGCUACGGUCAUACACGGAGGCAAAGACAGGAACUCACAACCAGCAUAUGGCAUCGACACCCUUCGUUGGUGGGUAGCCAGUCACGGUACACAGCAUUCGCAAAUAGUCAUAAGUAAAAAAUUACUAGAUGAUUGUCAAAGUGAAGUUAUCCGAAUAAGAAAUAUAUUAAAAUAUCUACUAGGGGUCGUUGGCAGUAUGGAGAAAACAGAUUUUGAAAAGACACCGCAAUUAAAUUAUUUUGAUCAGUAUAUUGUACAAGAAACCCACGAUUUUGUUAAACAAAUCAAAGAUAAUUAUAACAAUUUUAGGUACAAUCACGUAGCGCAAUCAAUUUUAUUCUUCAUAAGCAAUAAAGUAUCAAGUCUAUACUGCCAUUGUGUAAAAGAUAGACUAUACUGUUCAGAAAAAUAUUCAAACGGUAGAAUAUCAGCUCAAAUGGCAUGUCAUACGAUUUUCGUCUCUUUGUGUAAAGCGUUAGGACCUAUUUUGCCGCAUUUGGUAGAAGAAGCGUGGCAACAUCAUCCUCUAUUUGAAAAGCCUUUUUAUUUUUCGAACGAAUUCGAAACUUUGCCGCCAAAUCCCGUUGACAGUUCGAUCAUGGACGCCAUUCUGGAAAUCAAAAGAGAUAUUUGUGUUUCGGCAAAGAACGAAAACUUAAAAAAAUUUAAGGCUAAUAUUAAAUUGGGAUUAGAUUUGUAUAAUAAAUUGAUAGAAUUAAAUUCCAAAGAUGAUGUCAGUGAUACUGUUUUGUGUGAAAUAUUGGAAUUGUCAGAUGUCAAUUUGGAGGUUAUUAAUGGCGGGAAAAAGUGGCUUAUCGAACUGUCGGAGAGUAAUAAAGAUCAAUGUUUGAGAUGUAGGAAAUAUAAUGCAAUGGAAAACAGUGAUAAAUGUAUGAGGUGUGAGAAGGUCCUUAAUGCUUUGUAAGAAGGAACAGAAUUAAUUUAAACGAUAAAGUCAGUGCUGAUUAUGAUUUAUGAUCUAGUCUAAAUGUUAUGUAAAUAGUGUUACAUAGAUAAAUAAAAUAUUAGUUAAAAUGAUAA
This is a messenger RNA of Plodia interpunctella (Indianmeal moth), 3047 nucleotides long. It is a transcript of the gene IleRS-m, whose product is annotated as Isoleucyl-tRNA synthetase, mitochondrial. The transcript has 13 exons. Gene Ontology annotation, biological process: mitochondrial translation; isoleucyl-tRNA aminoacylation. Bases 52 to 2931 code for a protein of 959 amino acids. The record is from RefSeq and is a predicted model, not a curated record. Gene Ontology annotation, cellular component: mitochondrion. Gene Ontology annotation, molecular function: tRNA binding; isoleucine-tRNA ligase activity; aminoacyl-tRNA deacylase activity. NCBI's taxonomy places the organism in Eukaryota, Metazoa, Arthropoda, Insecta, Lepidoptera, Pyralidae.